Molecule: messenger RNA, 518 nt
Organism: Plasmopara halstedii
Lineage: Eukaryota; Oomycota; Peronosporomycetes; Peronosporales; Peronosporaceae
Exons: 1
Coding region: 120-452 (110 amino acids)
Source: RefSeq, a predicted model, not a curated record
UUGACUUUAUUCACUGUUGUCGAUAUUCUGCCGGCAAUUCCUUUUUCAAUCAGUGAGAAGUAUGAUUCCGGUCAGUCAUGAUUGAUCUAUAAUAUCAAGUCAGUCGUUUUGGGAAACAUAUGUUUUGUCUAGAAGCAAGAAAGAUGCAAUCUGAAUCAAACUGUGAUCGAAUGAGAAUAAGAAACGAAAACAUCUGGAGCUGGAAGGAUAUUAAGCAACGAAGAGCAAGGGUUUAUUAUGCAGCAGAGAAUUUAGCAUCGGAAAACUGGGAAUCCUCUGAGCAGAUUGAUAUUCUCAUUGCCAAAUUAAGACACGCCAAUGAAACUGACCGAACAGAAUGGGAACUGAAGAUGGGAAUUCGUACCGGCAAUAUAAUACCAGGCUUCUUGCAACAACUUCGUCGAUUUCUUUCGAGCCAUCGUCCUUCAUUCCGCAAGAACUCUUAUUGCUAGUAUGCUUUCAUUAAUUAGCCACAGAUUUGGGUCGAAGCAACAAAAGUAAUCGGACAUCAACACGUU